GAGGCCGGCAGCCGCUCUCCGCCGCCGCGCCCUAGCCCGCUCGCCCCGCGCCCCCAUGGCUCCGCUGGCCGAGGUGGGGGGCUUCCUGGGCGGCCUGGACGGCCUGGGGCAGCCGGUGGGCGCCCACUUCCUGCUGCCGCCCGCGGGGGAGCGCCCGGCGCUGCUCGGCGACCGCCGGGCCCCGGCGGAGCGGGCGGGCGGGCGGCGCGGCGGCGGCGGCGCGGCGGACCUGGCGCACUUGCAGGGCAUCCUGCGGCGGCGGCAGCUGUACUGCCGCACCGGCUUCCACCUGCAGAUCCUGCCCGACGGCAGCGUGCGCGGCACCCGCCAGGACCACAGCCUCUUCGGUAUCCUCGAAUUCAUCAGUGUGGCAGUGGGACUGGUCAGUAUUAGAGGCGUGGACAGUGGCCUUUACCUUGGAAUGAAUGAGAAGGGAGAACUCUAUGGCUCUGAGAAACUAACUCCUGAAUGCAUCUUCAGGGAACAGUUUGAGGAAAACUGGUACAACACUUACUCGUCCAAUGUGUACAAACAUGGAGAUUCGGGGCGGCGAUACUUCGUAGCACUUAACAAAGACGGUACUCCCAGAGAUGGGGCAAGGUCCAAAAGACACCAGAAAUUCACACAUUUCUUGCCCCGGCCCGUGGAUCCCGAAAGAGUUCCAGAACUGUACAAAGAUGUGUUAGGAUACAGCUGAGGGAGGAGGCAACUUUGGAAAAAACCCAUACUGGAGCUGUUGCCCCUGCUUUCAUGGCAAUACCAGCAUGAGGAACCUGCAGAGGUCUAGGAUGCUGAUUGGGAGAAGCUGCUUUGUGAUAGGCAAGCCUCUGUUUUCUAACCUUUGGAUUUAGGAGACAAAGCCUUAAAGCUGAGAGUGGACCAGCCUCCUUCAAACUUGCUGAACUGUGUGGUAGCCAGUAACCAGAGGGAAGUUGGAGUGUGACUUUUUUAAAAAUAAUAAACUCUUGGCAAUUGUGUUUGGAUUACCUAUGGUCCAUAAAUUAGCAAAGAACUACCUACAUCGUAUGGAUGAGACAGCAGCUGGAAGAAAUAGAAAGAAAUGGACUGUAAAAUAGUAAUAAAUCCUGAGAACUGAUUAUGAAGUUUUAGUGGCUCCACUUAGUGAUGGACCUUAGAUGUCGAUGCAUCAUAGUCAGAGCUGGAACUUUUCUUCAGGAUGGACCUAUUUAUACAUCUCCAGAUAGCGUAUAUUUAUUUUAUAUAUUUAUUUAUUAAAGAGUUUAUUUUUUACUGGGAUAUGAAGAGAAUACAAGCCCCUAACCCCGAUGAGAAAUCAUUUACAGUGCCAAUAUUUACUCUGAGUAGUGUCAUGAUACAGAAAUGACAUUACAUUGCAAUGCAUCCAAAACCUGAACAUUCGUAUUUCAUUGUUUAUCAGUUACAGAUAAGGUUAUAUUUUAUGCACAUACCAUUGCCUUGUGACUGUCCGUAUUUUGGAAAGAAUGUUUAAUUAUUUUUUUUUUGACGUAUGAGGGUGCCUUACAGAUCUGUAUUGAAUUCAAAUGCACAUUUAAAAAGGGAAUUAAAAAUUAUUUCACUUUA
Molecule: messenger RNA, 1563 nt
Organism: Gymnogyps californianus (California condor)
Lineage: Eukaryota; Metazoa; Chordata; Aves; Accipitriformes; Cathartidae
Gene: FGF20
Product: fibroblast growth factor 20
Biological process (GO): positive regulation of protein phosphorylation; regulation of cell migration; animal organ morphogenesis
Cellular component (GO): cytoplasm
Molecular function (GO): fibroblast growth factor receptor binding; growth factor activity
Source: RefSeq, a predicted model, not a curated record